AUGACGCACCGCCGCCAGCUCUGGCCUGCUCUGGUCGCCGUCCUCCUCUUGCUCGGCUGCCACGACACCGCCGCAGCCAAGAAGAAGAAGAAGAAGGUGCCGCCGUCCGCCCCGCCGGCGCCAAAAGCGGAGUUCCGUCUGUCGAGCCCGAGCUUUGGCAACGGUGGCGAGUUUCCGAGUGACAACCGGGGCGACGAGGACAACAUGAACCCGGCGCUCGCGUGGGAGGGCGCGCCGAAGAACACGCAAUCGUUUGUGCUGCUCGUCGACUCAGGCGCCGACGACGGCGCCGACGCCGCCAAGGCGACACACUGGGUCGUGUACGACAUCCCGAAGGAGGUGAGCGAGCUGCGCGAUGAGCUCUCGGGCUCGGGCGCCUCGGACGGGAUGACGUCCUUCGGCAGCACCUACUACCAAGGUCCGUCGGCGGACGGGUCGAUGUGCACCUUCAAGCUCUACGCGCUCAGCACGCGCCUCGAGCUGCCGCGCGGCGCCUCGAGGGAGGCGGUGGUUGCUGCGAUGAAGGGGAAGAUACUCGGCAGAGCGACGCUCAAGGCCAAGGUAUGA
Emiliania huxleyi CCMP1516 is the source of this 567-nucleotide messenger RNA. RefSeq lists its product as hypothetical. The transcript is spliced from 2 exons. The coding region runs from base 1 to 567 and encodes 188 amino acids. Lineage: Eukaryota; Haptophyta; Isochrysidales; Noelaerhabdaceae. The record is from RefSeq and is a predicted model, not a curated record.